UUUGUUUUGUUUCUUAAUAGACAGAAUGGCUCUGAUUGUGGCAAGUAUAGAUUUCGGCACCACCUUUUCUGGACGGGCGUAUUCCUUCGUGCAUGAUCACGACAAUAAUCCUGUUAAGUCCAGAAACUGGAAUUCAUGAACUUUGAUAUCAAGCAAAGCGCAAACAUGCGUACUGAUGAAAGCAGAUGGAACAACACUCGAAGCCUUCGGCUACGACGCAGAAAGUAAAUAUGCAGAGCUCGCUGCAGAAGAAAAUCACACUGAUGUUUACUUCUUUCAGACAUUUAAGAUGAAGUUGUUCGAUAAUGAGGGAACCAUAGGAAAUUCUACGCUCUUAGAGGAUGAAACUGGAAAGAAACUGAAGGCAUUGACCGUAUUCUCGUUAACAAUAAAAUACCUUAUUGACGAUGUGAUGGACUUUCUCAAUAAGCAAAUAACAAAUGGCGUUAACAAAAAUGACAUCAACUGGGUUCUGACGGUACCAGCUAUUAGGGACGAUCAUGCAAAACAAUUUAUGAGGACAGCAGCCAGAGAAGCUGGAAUAGAAAUAGGUCAUCUCAGCCUUGCACUUGAGCCCGAAGCUGCUUCCAUCUACUGCCGGCACAUUAAAAUGUCAAGAGAAGAGAACUCCACUGGUGCGGAUAUUUCAACAUUCCAGCCUGACACGCGGUACCUGAUUUGUGAUGCUGGAGGAUUACGGGGGUCACUGGUUCGAGUCCUGCUGCAGGCUACUUUUUUUGCUUUUUUGUUUUAUUUUUGAUUUUUUACUGGAGCUUUUAAAAAUUUAAAUGUUUACAUUUAUCAAUAUAAAGCAUUUAAUGACAAACUUCAAAACAUGCCAAAAUCUGUGAAAAGGCAACUUUAAUCAACAUUUGUAAAAAUAGCUGUGAAUGACAAACUACUUAAACCUGUCGGUAGGAAAAACUCGCGUACACAUAUUUGAAAUAUUUAUGGGCGAUUCACCUUAUGCAGGGUUUUAUUUAAUAUUUUCAUUGCUUUUUUGUGUGUUUCUAGGUUUAUUAUACAAUGUUUUAUAUACAUUAACAUAUUAACAUAACAAAAUAUGUGUGUGUUAAGAUGUUUUGUUUUCAACUUGGUUCACAUAAUUAUGACAUUUAAAAAAUAUCAAUGUGAAAGUUACACAUAACAUAUAUCAUGGUUAAUUUUUAUUUUACAUGCAUAAACUAUUUUGUUGUAAUAGGUUAAUUGCAUAUCUAUGUAGAACAUUGUUUUUGUAAAUAGUCUUUCAGAUUUCAGUUUAAAGCUUUCCUCAAUCAGCUCCACUUCCUACUCUAUUUUAUUUUUAAGUUCUUAUUGGUAUUUCGUUUAUUACUGAAUGUAUACAGAGUUACAAAAAGGACCGUCCUGUUUUAUAUGAUGAAAUAGUUUCUGUCGAUGUUAACAUUUCUUGUUUUAUUUUUAUUUUGUACACCAUGAAAUCAGUGAAAGGUACUCAAUAUUUGUCAUAGAGAAACGGGAUGUGAUAUAAUAUGAACCGUUAAUGCGUAUUGUUUCUACAAGAUAUUCUUUAAUAAAAGUGUAUUCUUCAUGUUGCAUCAUUUCAAUACACUCAGAGUGGCGUGUAAAUGGAAAAUAUUGAUGACAAUGGUAUUUACCAGUUUUUGAUAAUCAUUGAUUUCACAUGUUGUUGUUCAAUUUUAACGGUUGUCUAGACAAUUGUCCAUCGCUUGAUUUACAUUCGCAUACCACGAUGAUGUAUAUUAAUUUUAUUUUGUUUUGCAUAUUCGCGCAAGUUGGCUCUGCAUGUGGCCUUAACAUAAUGAGUAAAAACAACUACAAAGUGUGUUAUUUUGAUGUUUCUCUUCGCGUAGUUAUUAGCUUGGUCAUUAUCUAAAGAUGGAAAUAUUUUGAAUAUAAAUCAAGUUGCCCAAGAUUUAAGUGUUUUCAGCAAAUACAAUUUCUGAUAAAUUAGGUUAGAAUCUUAUUAACAUAACAUUCAAUUGCAUGUAUUGUAACUCUAAGAAUGAUUGAUAAACACGUGCUUGAUUAUUUUAUAAUUGCAUUGUAAGGAAUUGUGUGUUGUGUACACAGGGUGCAGGAUCACGUGACUUUUUGGGGUUCCAUCUUCUCCGAUUUCAGACGUAUUCGAGGAUUUAUUCUUAUACCUUAAGAUAUCGACACAAACUGCUAUAAAAACUGUAUAUGCACUAUAGAUGUUUGCAAUUGUAUUUCAAUUAUUAAACUUGAGAUAUUUGGAAAAAUAAAGUUCUUAACGGUGUCAUUACAUUCUGUCCAGCCGGUGUGUAAACCCCUGAAAACCCCGUUGAUUCUGCACCCUGUACAAUGAAUGAUUCACAUACAUCUGUUGUUUUAAGUGCUUUUAUAAAAUGCUGAAUAUUUGUAUGUCUAAAUAAACUUUGAAUAGUGAA
Molecule: messenger RNA, 2390 nt
Organism: Dreissena polymorpha
Lineage: Eukaryota; Metazoa; Mollusca; Bivalvia; Myida; Dreissenidae
Product: heat shock 70 kDa protein 12A-like
Exons: 5
Coding region: 176-760 (194 amino acids)
Source: RefSeq, a predicted model, not a curated record